This is a messenger RNA of Vanessa atalanta (red admiral), 1014 nucleotides long. RefSeq names its product probable serine/threonine-protein kinase clkA. NCBI's taxonomy places the organism in Eukaryota, Metazoa, Arthropoda, Insecta, Lepidoptera, Nymphalidae. The record is from RefSeq and is a predicted model, not a curated record. Bases 1 to 1014 code for a protein of 337 amino acids. The transcript has 2 exons.
AUGUAUAGAAUGGUUAAUAUUAUUGACAGCGCCUAUUUCUGGGCGAUGCCUAUUUUCGUCCUGCCAAUCCGAUUGAAAAGACAAACUUACAAUUCUAACUACUCAAACGGAGUGACUGUUCCAAAUUAUUCUGAUGGUUUUCAUCAUAAUGGGUAUGCCAAUAUUGGUAAAAUACCUAAUAACAGAGACACUAGUACAAAUCGCAACCAGCUGCCAGUCAAUUCCUAUGAAAGUUAUCCUAAACCUCAAUAUGAGCCGAACUUAGGUUACCAAUUUAACGAUAAUCCUGUUCAGGGAUCCGAAAACACGAAACCGAAUAUAUUAAUUACACAAAACACUACAAGAACAAGAAAUUCUAACAAUGUUGGUAACAGAUUUGGCAAUGAUAGGCCUCAAAGAUUCGAUAACUCUGACACAACUAAUUUUAAUGCCCAAAAUACUAGGAGAGGCUACACAGGCGGAGUAAGCGUCGUUAAUAUUGGAAAUGGACAAGGUAAAAAAAACAUCGUAGAUGUGUAUGAAAGACGAAGUGGUAAUUCAGAUGGUUAUUUUCAUAACACAGAUAAUACUCGAAGUACUAGAAGAGGACCAACUAUAACCAAUAUCGGUAACGGAAUUGGAAAUCGUAACGAAAUUUAUAUACAAGAUAAUGUGAGAGUAUUAGAUCGAUCUGUCACACCAACUAGAAGACCUGCUUAUAGAAGAACAACAAAUACACAACAAACUAACUACCGACAAAAUUGGAAUCCACUCAACUCAAAUUCAAGAAACAAUUUUUAUCCAAGUUUUAAUAACGAUCAGGUACUACGUACGUACACUAGAAUUGGCCAAGGCAAAGAUAACACAAAUUUAGUUUAUAUAAAUGGAGUACCUAUACUUUCUAAUUCGGGCUUAACAAUUAGCGAGACUAACCAUAAAGGACAAGGUGAGCAACCAUACUAUAAUACAAAUCAACAAUUUUACAUAUCAGAAGAUAAUUUAAGAGUUUUACCCCAUAGACGUUUAAAUCAAUAA